This is a messenger RNA of Cutaneotrichosporon cavernicola, 1038 nucleotides long. RefSeq lists its product as uncharacterized. The record is from RefSeq and is a predicted model, not a curated record. Lineage: Eukaryota; Fungi; Basidiomycota; Tremellomycetes; Trichosporonales; Trichosporonaceae. The transcript is spliced from 5 exons. Gene Ontology annotation, molecular function: oxidoreductase activity, acting on the CH-CH group of donors, NAD or NADP as acceptor. The coding region runs from base 1 to 1038 and encodes 345 amino acids.
AUGUCCCUCCCAACAAUGAACAAGUGCGUCGUGCUCGCCAAGCGGCCGGAGCGUGGACCGAUCACGCCAGCGACGUUCAAGAAGGACGCGGCGGCGCUCAAGAAGCCCGGUGACGGCGAGGUGGUCGUCAAGGUCGAGCUGCUGUCCAUUGACGCGGCGAUGCGGAUGUGGCUCGUCGAUACGCGCUCGUAUAUCCCCCCCGUCAAGAUUGGGGAGGUGAUGCGUGCGGCGGGACUGGGCCGGGUCGUCGAGACCCGGUCCGACAGGUACAAGGUCGGAGACCUGGUUCACGGUGUCCUUGGAUGGCAGGAAUAUUGGGUUGGUCCUGCCCGUGUUCUCGAGCCUCGCCCCACGCCAGACGGGAUGGAGGAUAUCGACCACCUCGGCCUGCUGGGCGUGUCGGGCAUGACAGCCUACUUUGGCAUAUUUGACAUUGGGCGCCUCAAGGAUGGCGAGACGGUGUGCAUCUCGGGUGCAGCGGGCAGUGUUGGCCUUAUUGCAACCCAGAUCGCACUCGCCCACAAGCGAUGCAAGGUUAUUGCAAUCGUCGGGUCGCAGGACAAGGUCGAGCAGCUCAAGGCGCUCGGGUGCGAGAUCGUCCUCAAUUACAAGCAGGAGGGCUUUGCUGGUCGCAUGCGUGCGGCUGGUAGCAUCGACGUGUACUUUGACAAUGUUGGGGGCGAGCUGCUCGACCUCGUCCUCGCCCAGAUCAACCCGUACGCCCGGGUUGUCAUGUGUGGUGCGAUUUCGCAGUACAACACGGCCAAGCCAUACGGCGUCCGCCUCACUCCUCAACUCAUCUCGAUGAAGGCCCGGAUGGAGGGCUUCAUCGCGUUCGACUACGAGAAGCGAUACCCCGAGGCGCGGGCGUACCUCGCCGACCUGGCUAGAAAGGGCCAGCUCAAGUACUCGUACUAUGUGGUUGGCGGGGGACUUGACGGCUGCGCAAAGGCUCUGCAGGACAUGUUUGACGGUAAGAAUAUCGGAAAGACCGUCGUGUCGUUCCAGGACGAGGGCGAUCGUAACCCCAAGCUGUGA